Messenger RNA from Loa loa (African eye worm), 1285 nucleotides. RefSeq lists its product as hypothetical. The transcript has 8 exons. The coding region runs from base 56 to 1105 and encodes 349 amino acids. The record is from RefSeq and is a predicted model, not a curated record. NCBI's taxonomy places the organism in Eukaryota, Metazoa, Nematoda, Chromadorea, Rhabditida, Onchocercidae. Gene Ontology annotation, cellular component: mitochondrion.
UCAUUCACCACCAUCUCACCACUCUUUGAUGGGGAUCAAUAGAGUCGUUUGGUAAAUGGGGCAGCAGCAAUCCGCCUUCGUUGUUGAAAUUGCUUCACCCCGAUUUGGAAGCUUUCAGAGUUUGCCACAGACAGAUCCGGAUGAAGAUGAGCGCAAUUCUUCACAAUGGCGUAUCACAGUUAAUCCAUCAGCAAAUUUCUUUUCAACAAGCGAUGAAUUGAAAUCAUUGAUUAACAAACUUUACCGGACACAGAAACUUAUCACACCAUCAGAAGCAAAAUAUCUAUGUACCGCAUUGAAAUGCAUCGAUAUUUCAUCGGAUAUUCUUUUGCCUCUAUUGACUGUCAUCUCAAAUGCUACUGCUUAUACUGCAAACCAGUAUUUAUUUGCUCAGUUUGGUAUAACCGAAAAAGUGGCGGCAAUGAUGAAAAAUUAUCAUGCAGCUUUACCGAAUUCCUCCAAGGUCAUGCUAUUACAAUGCAUCGCAAACAUGGCUGCAUGCAGGGAAAAUACCGAACUGCUACAGCAGACAAUUCCAUUUAUUGUGAAACGUUUGAAUUCAUCAUUGGAUAUGGAAAGAACGGUUGCAUUCCAAGCGCUCACAAAUCUAUCCUAUACAAUUACACGACCACAAGUUGAGACCAUCUUACCAGUCAUACCUGUUUGCCUCAAAAGGCUUUGGGAAAAAGGUGAAGCAAACAUCAAUUCACUUCGAUUACUGGUAAAUUUAUCAUGUUGUCCUGAUAUGGUCCCGCAUAUUUUAGCUGCUAAGACAGUGACAGGCUUAUUGUCAAUUCUGGAUACGGAUAAACCGGAAAUCUUAUUGCGCGCUAUUACUUGGUUGUUGUGUAUGUCAUCAGCAGUGCAUGCAUUAUCUUUAACUUACGAAGUUAUCGCUCCAUUGAACCAGGAUCCUUUCGCUAAUCCAAACUACACUAUUUACUUCUCCAUUUACGCACCGAAGGGUAGGCAAGAAUUGAUCAAACGUUUAAACAGUAUAACUAUUGGAAGCGAUGAAACAGCGCUGAAAGCAAAAAGAUUACUUGAAACAUUGGAUAAAAUUCCGGAAGCACGAUCAUUACUAUCACAUCUCAACCGAUUGUAACGUCAAACAUUUUAUUCUAAUAAUUCAACCUUUGGAACUGUUCUCUAAUAAGUUUCGCGAAAACAAAAUUGUCAUUAAGGUAAUGACAGCAACAUCUCGACUUUACUGCAGUUUUUUUUAACUAAUGUUUUAUUCAUAUUUCAUAAAAGUUUAACUAGCAUGUAACGCGCUCAAUCUCAA